Messenger RNA from Raphanus sativus (radish), 1202 nucleotides. Its product is annotated as rho GDP-dissociation inhibitor 1. Lineage: Eukaryota; Viridiplantae; Streptophyta; Magnoliopsida; Brassicales; Brassicaceae. The transcript has 5 exons. Gene Ontology annotation, molecular function: Rho GDP-dissociation inhibitor activity; protein binding. Gene Ontology annotation, cellular component: cytoplasm; membrane; cytosol. Gene Ontology annotation, biological process: Rho protein signal transduction. The record is from RefSeq and is a predicted model, not a curated record. The coding region runs from base 238 to 951 and encodes 237 amino acids.
GACUCUCACGAUCUCUUCUCUCUCUCUCUCUCUCUCUUAUAACUCGGAUCACCACAUGACUCAAUCUCCUCCUCCUUCCCGUUAAAACACAGAACCAAACUCCCUAAAGGUUCGGUUCUUUUUUUUCUUCUUUUCUCCUUCUCUCUCCGAUACAUUUUGGAAACAAACUUCUCAAGGCUUUUUUUGAGAAGGGAGGAGGGGGAGGAAGACGAGUUGAUCUGAUCUGAUUUUGAUUUGAUGUCUGGAGCUGUAUCUGGUUCCAGGGACAUGGGGUUCGACGACGAAAACACUUCCAAAACGUCUCAUCAACACGAUGGCACCGACGACGAGGGUGCUACUGGAUCCUUGGGGAGGCAAAUGAGCGAAGCCUCUCUUAGCGCUGCCGAGGAAGAAGAAGACGAUGAUUCCAAAUUACAAUUGGGUCCUCAGUACACUAUCAAGGAACAUCUCGAGAAGGAUAAGGACGAUGAGAGUCUGAGGAAGUGGAAAGAACAGCUUCUCGGAAGUGUUGAUGUCACCAACAUUGGAGAGACUCUUGACCCUGAAGUGAAGAUCAUUAGCUUGGCCAUCUUAUCCCCCGGAAGACCUGAUAUCGUUCUUAUGGUUCCGGAGAAUGGGAAUCCAAAGGGGAUGUGGUUUACUUUGAAAGAAGGGAGCAAGUACAACUUGAAGUUCACGUUUCAUGUUAAUAACAACAUUGUCUCUGGUCUUAGGUACACCAAUACUGUUUGGAAGACCGGUGUUAAAGUGGACAGAGGAAAGGAAAUGCUUGGAACCUUUAGUCCUCAGUCGGAGCCAUACAACCACGUGAUGCCUGAAGAGACCACUCCUUCUGGCAUGUUUGCUCGAGGAUCAUAUUCUGCAAGAACUAAGUUUCUUGAUGAUGAUAACAAGUGCUACUUGGAGAUCAACUACAGCUUCGACAUCCGUAAAGAAUGGGCUGCGGUUUGAAACUCGAGAACAAAGUCUCCUGAGAUGAAGUGUUUGUCAGUAGAAGUUGUGUGUUUGUUAUUUCACUCCCUAUCUCCUUUUUUCUCAUCGUUGAACAUAUUAUUGUGAAUCGUUUUUUUUCCUCUUCCGGUUAUUAUCGUAGAACAAGAGCGACAUUUAUUUCCUCUUUGGUCUUGAUUUUUUUUGUCGAGUAAGAAAGACAGUGAUUGUUCUCAAGUCAAUCUUUAGCUUCAUAAAAUGUGUUUGAUGGA